Pogonomyrmex barbatus (red harvester ant) is the source of this 8729-nucleotide messenger RNA. RefSeq lists its product as uncharacterized. Lineage: Eukaryota; Metazoa; Arthropoda; Insecta; Hymenoptera; Formicidae. The record is from RefSeq and is a predicted model, not a curated record.
UCUUUUCUCUUUUCAUUAUUUAAAUUUAUAUUUACGCAUAUUUUAUUAGAGUAAAAAUUUACCAAUGUGCGUGAAAUUGCAGUUUGAAACAGUUAAUAGAUCAUAGGUAAUCUGUUUAUGUGCCAUAGAAACAAUGCAUCUUGGCUCAGGCGCGUAUUAAUUUCUUAUCAGCAUGUGCAUGUUAAUUUUAUGCUGUCAAACAUAGCAAACAUAUUGUAAAAAGUGAUAAAGUGUAAACAUAAAAAUUUAAGUAAACAGAUUUUUCUGCAUAAUCAAUACGAUAAGAGAAUUAUAAUAAAAUGGCAUGUAAGAUUAAAAAAAUAAUGAAAUUCAAAACAAUCCAUAGAAAAAUCAUAACGUUAUAUCAAGUGUAAACAAAUAAAAAUUUAAUUAUGCGAUCGUAUAAUUAAAAUACAUCUUAACAUUUCUCUAGAUGAUUGAUAGAAAAAACGCAGCUUUUGAUUAUUCUGAAGACUGCGUUAAUGAAUGCAAAAGAAGCAUACCGUUCGAAUCUCAAUAUAACGCUGCAAGUUUCCGAAUUCCGUUUCGAAUAAACUGGACUAUCGUACUGAUCGUAAUAGUCUCAAUAUUGGUCUGUCAAUUCGCAGAAUCGGUUGCUGAACAGGUGUCGAAUUCCCGUGGAAAAACGAACUAUGAUCAACAUUGUUUGGAACGUAACGCGCGAAGAUCGAUGACAUCCGGUCAAUCUUUACGAAGAAGCAUCGCCAACGAUGCUCCGCCUCUCACCUCGGAGGAUAUUUUAUCACGCUUGGAGGCUGCUGCAGCUUUGCGUGACAACCUGGUAACGGCGUUAGGCCGCAUACUCCUGCUCUGCCUCGACGAGGACACGAGGGUGCCCUUCGAGCGGAUUCACGAUGCCGUGCGAAAUCGUCGCGUCGCGGCCUACGAGUUCCUUCACGUUCUGCCGGCGCUGAGAAAUAAGCUACCGAAGCAACAAUUGUACAAGCUCCUGCAAAUACUGGAGAGAGUCGACAACCGCUUCGUCUCCGAAUACGCGUCGCUCUGCCUUAACGCGUUCUUGAAUGUCAACACCGCCGUGGUGCCGCUCGCCGAUAUGUUGCGCAACGUAGAUCCGAACGUGAUCGAGUCAAUAUCACACGAGCAAAGGAACGGGAUAGCUCCGUCCCUGACGAAGGACGUUGACUUCCUGUUACAAACGGCUCGCGACGGCAACCAGAUUUUCGAUCUGCGCGCGGUGUCCGCGAUAUUGUUAAAUUAUCCGGCGUUUGAUCUGACGGAUCCGGAGGUUCACGGCGCCAUCAAAUUUAUCGCGCAGCGAAUGAAGGAACGGUCGAGCUCCACGGAAGAUACCCUUUUGCGUUACCUGGGACCGAAUCUGGAGAACCCGAUGGAUCUUUUGAAAACUGUUCUCGAACGAUUGGAGGCGGACGAAUUCUCCUCUGACACAAUCAGAGAAGCGGCCUCGUUGUUGCUUCAGAAUUUCAACGUGGAACCCUAUUCGACAAAACGGAAGAAUGAUUGGAAGAAUCUCUUGAAAGUGACGAACGAUUAUUAUCCCACUAAUGCCGUUGCCGUAGCUAAGUAUCUGUUGGAUCAUCUCAAUAACUCGGAUAUUCAAGAUCUCGACAUUGACUUUUAUGAAACAGGCGAUCAUGCUCUGUUGCAAGUAUUGACGCGUCUCCGUAGAAAGCCGCACCUGCAACAUUUGGAGAAGCCCUUGUCUUUCCUGAUACCUUUUGUCUCUCAGAAACUGGCGAGCGAUGCCAAUUAUGAUUAUACGGCGCCGAUUAGCUUUUACGAGAUAAACGAUUAUCUGAAUUCCUUCGAAACCCCUUGUCUGCAGCAAAACAUUAGCAACGCGAUGAAAACGUUACGUCCAUAUUUAUCUAAGGAUCUGCCAUGGACUUAUGCCUUCGGAGAUAGACGAGUGAACGACGAUCCUUGGGAAUUAAUUUUAACAUCUCUGACGCGUUUGAGAAACGUCCCGGUGAGCAAACUGCUAGCGAACGCUGUCGAUAAUUUCGUUUACAAGAGUCAUAUCUACGGUUUAACCCGUGAACGAGAAUCGCUCUACGACGCUGGCGUUAUUUUUCAAAGAGAUGAUUCGACAAACGUUGAAGUCGACUUCUUUUCUUUACUGAUAAACGAAAUACCGAACGUCUUCAAAAGUGACAAAUUCACUCCCAUGCUGAAUUUUCUGUCCAAGCCGAACGUUCUCAAUAUUCUCGGCUACGAGUUUAACAAAUUUGAACACGAAACGCCGAGGAGUUUAUUAUUAGCGGUACUGAAGAGAGCGUUGGCGCUUCCCCUCGUGAAAUCCGACGGGUCUUUAUUUGCGGCUCUCCAAAAUGCUAACAAUUAUCUCGAAGAAUUGCUGCUGAUCAAUCUGUAUACCUCGGAGAACCUGCAAUUGUUGUUAAAAUAUCUGCCGCAUAUCGAUAGCGAUUCGCGAUACCUGCCACUAAAGAUACUCUUCAAGAAACAAAAAUUAUUCACCUACUUGUCGUCGACUUUCAGCCUGGUCGACGUAGAUACGCCGAUAGAAAGGCUCCUGCUCAUACUACAGACAGUGGGCCUGAAAACCGCGGAACCGAAGCUCUCCGAGGCGCUAAGAUUCGCUCUCGAUAACAUCAACGGGCCGCCGUUGCCAAUUAAAAUUUUCGACCGCUCUGACUUUAUUUAUCUGAUUCAGCAAUUGCUGUCGCGUAACAAAACGCUGCAGGACGAAAUUCUACAGUCGUAUGCGUACGUGAACGUCACCGAUUGGAACAUCUCCAUCAGUGGAACGCCGGAGAACGUUCUCGUCAGAGCCUUGAAUUAUCCUGUUUUUUAUAUCUCCUCGGACGGGAAUCUAGCCGAUCUCGUGAAGCGAGCGGAGAACAUUCUGGAGAGAAAAAUUGUGUUCCACAUCCUGAAGAGGCAGACGUUGGAGGCGAUGCUGGAGUACCUGCCGAACAACACGUACGUGAAGCCUGUGAUUUUGUUGUUGAAGAAAGCGGAUUUGAUGACUCUCGUGCCAAAUUUGAAUCCGGCGAUUUUAGAAAGUGCUACCCCGCGCAACGCUCUGAUUAUCCUUCUAAAAAGCUUGGCGGAAUCUUACGUAAUACGCACGGAGAAAUUAUUGCUGAGGCAUAUAAGAGCGACGUUGAGUUUUUUGGACGGCGCAAACGAAGACGAGAAUCAUCAGACUCCGAUCUUCGCUUAUUUGAUCCAAUCGUUGCAAGAUCCGAGCAAUGCCAGCUAUCAGUCACUCCUACGAGAAAUAAGCCAAUUGCAAAACCCGACGAUUCUGCCGGAAGAACGGGAAGCCUGGCUGCAAAAUUAUUUCCAGCAGAUCAUCGCCAAGAAUCAGACGGAGGCAAACGUAGCGUCGGUGAUUCUCAAAGAAAUUACGUACGAUAAAUAUCUGGACGAGGCAUCGCGUGCCAGUAAAAAACGCAUUAAUAAAGCUGUAUCGUUCUUGCCUGCCGAUUCUUUCACCGAGCCACUGAGAAAAUUGCUAACACCAGAUUGGGCGUACAGCAUUUUGCCGGAGGAGCUCAGAAAUUCCGAUUUGUUGGAAAAGGAGGAACUCUUGCUAGCGAUUCUAUACCACACAAAACAACGAAUCGACGUCGCUAAUAAUCUUUCUCUAAUGAAAAUUAUUUCUAAGAUCGAGACGAACUUGAAAGGAUGGAGGAUGAACAUCCAACCACUUAGGAAUGCCGUUGCUGCCACGAAGGCUGCUGUUUACGAUCCUGUUAAGAAACUUCUAAGCGCUGCGGAGUUGAAUAAAAUCGGAAUUACCAUUCCUUUCGGUAGAUCAGCAAAAUUAUCGCUAUUGGGAUUAUUACAUCGUUUACUGUCGCAUCCCAUAAUCAAAAAGAGCGAUAAAGUUUUCAAACUGUUGAAUAUCAUUAGACAAGACAUAUUCAGUUUAGGAAUUGACGUCGACUUAUUAACUAUAUUUGACAAUGCAGGAAUCGCUUAUUCCAGCGAGCUUGCUCCGAUUAGGUUAUUCUUGCACAGAAAAGAUAUCAACGAAAAAUUCGGACGCGCUAUUUUCGCGAUUACUAAUAUCCAAAGGCGGUAUCGCGCGUUACUGAAGCUCCUCCAUAAGCAUCAUGAAAUGGGCAACAGCACGCAAUUUUUAAACGCGUUCUCGAUGUUAAGAAAUAUCCGACCCGAUGAAGGACUCGCGGGCACCCAGAUCUCGGACCUCGAAGAUAUAGUGAACACCAUUCCGCAUAUCGUCAGACAACGUUUUAGAUCCAUCGAGAAAUUACUCAACGCUGACGUGUUGUCCCGUUUUACGAACGACGACAGUAUCGUAAGAUCGCAAACCCCAUUAAUAACUUUAUUGUCCAAGAUAGCGAAUUUAUCGGAGGUCAGGAAUAACCAUACCGCAGCAAACAUAUUAAACAAACUGCGAUCAGAAGUCGAACAUUUGAAUCAUCCGAUCGUCACCGGUUUUCAACUCAGACCGUUAUUAUUGGAAAUGGAGCAUGUUCGGCAAAUCAACGUGGAUUAUCUCAAUAGCAUCUUAAACCCGGAAGUACUUAGCUACUUGAAUCCAGAGAAAUUGUUCAACAUGCCCAAUAGCGAGAUACUUAGAAAUAUCGUUGACUAUUUAUUGAACGAAGGGCCAGCGUACGUCGAUUACAACAUGCAAAAACAGCUGCAAUCGUUCAAGCGUGCUCUGGAAUUGACGAUAGGUCCUGAAAAGAAGGAAGAUUUAACCACAGAAGACUGGGAAGAAAUGUUAGCCUUAAUACCGCACAAGAAAGAUUUCGUACCUAUCAAAAUCUUCUUGCAGUCCAAAGAGAUCGCCAAGUAUAUUCAGUACAAAGACACGAAUUGGAAGAUGUUUCCUACUCCGGUCAAAAAAUUGCUUUAUUUGUUAUUCUUGAUAAAAAAUAAAUAUAAAAUUGAAAAUGAGAAUGUCAAUGAGUCGGCAAAUAAGUUGAAGAAAAAUCUUGAAAACCGUUUCUACUUCAUUACCGAGGAAGACAUUAAGAAUAUGCAUCGUACCUUGAUGAGUCUCAAGCUCAACUACAAUGUAGUGCCCCUGAAGAUAUUCUUAAGUCACGAUAAUAUGAUCAAAUAUCUACCGCAAGAUUUCAAAUACACGAACUAUAGUACGUCGAUCGACGCCUUUACCGCUGUGCUGGAUAAUCUGCUGCGCUUGCCCACUCUGAGACGAAGGGUGACUCUUUACAAGACCAUGAGGUUCGUGAGACAGAGUUUGCAAAUCUCUUCGACGAGGCGAUCAUUUCAAGAGAUCCCCAAAAAGUUAUCCAGUAAGGAUCUCGAAUUAAUCACGAUAUUAAACAUGUCUCCGAAACUACGUGAAUUUUUGAAGUCCGAAAACUUAACGGGUUUACUACCGGAAUCGUUCACUUUCGACAACCAGCCGACGUACAAGACGAAAACGCUACAUUUGCUGCGGCAACUGUUAAAAUUAAACACGGACGUUCAUUCGGAAUUAGAGGGACUUGUCCAAGAAGUGGAAACCUAUCCGGACGUUCCGGACAUCACGGAGGAUGAUCUCGUGCCACUACUUAAUAUAAUUCCCGUCACCGGAAUGCCUUACUUGGAGCUUAUUAGAAAAUAUUUGAAAUCUUACACGUUAAUCAAGAUGUUACCUGGAAAGUUUGAUAUAAAGCAAGCGUCUACCGUCAGAGUGGCGUUACACGAUGUUCUACGGAUGCUGAACGCCACUCUUGGCUCUACGAAAAAUGACAAGCUGCAAGAUACCCUCAAUGUACUCGUAGGCGAAUUGACGAAAGUCAGUUCCGAAAUAAUACCACUGAGUUCGAUAGUCAAUAGCGAUGACAUAAGAUCUAUCAUAAACGAGAUUCCGUUCAACCAGUACAAUCAGAUCAAACAACUCAGGACGCAGAUGACGACUAAAAAAGUCAUCAUGUCUUUACCUGUGAAUUUCCAGCUGACCGAAUACAAGACGAAGAAAUUGCGCGUGUUAGCAGUACUAGGCGAGUUAUCGAAAAGCAACGCGUUUCUAUCUUUGGCGUAUUCGAUCAACUUUGCGAAAAGAAUCGUUAGCAAAAUGCCGGAUACGCCUGCGGUAAACGACACGGAGAUCGAGAAGCUAUUAUUGCCAUUGCCGUUGGAUACUUUCUACAUAAAGUUACUCGUAAAUAAUUGCAGACUGGCCACCUUGAUGCCGUAUUUGCCGAUUCAUUUCAAUAUUAGCAGCAUAGAAUCGCGGAAGAUGAAGAUCUCGACGAUCGUGCACUACUGCCAGCAGGCCAAUCCUACGGACGUGAGUACGAGGCAGGCAUUGAUUAAUGCCGGGACCUUGUUGAAGAAAAUGUCCGACAUCGACAUUACCAGGGAACACGUAGAUGUUUUGAUACGAGCGAUACCGUGCACUUACUUCUCCUCGAUAAGUCCCUUGCUGCAAUUUCUGUCGACGACAGAUGUCGCGUCGCUUCUUCCCAUAGAUCUCGACUUGUAUCGACCGUCACGUACUUUUAAGCAGCGGAUUUUCGAUCUGUUGAGCGCUCUACGAAACGUCAAGGAAUUGCAUAACGACAAAAUAUUUUCCGCCCUCGAUUCUCUAGAGACGAAUGCGAAAUUCUUACCGGAACAAGUAUCUAUCCCCCAGGAUCUUAAUCGCUUAAGUGUACUUGCGAAUUCUGCUUCGUGCAUAAAAUACCAGGAUUUCGCGUUGAAAUCCGAAAAUUUGGUCCAGAUAUUGCCGCCGAAUUAUAGCUUCCAAUCGAUCUUUACAAGGAAUUCCAAUGAAACGCCAAGUAGAAAUUAUACCGAAUGGAUAUCCAUUAUGCACUUCUCUGCAUUGUUUCUACGCGACGUAAAGGUAGACGGACCUAUGAAAGACGCGUUCGAAGCUUGCAAGAACGAUAUGCGUAGAGUAGGAAAGGAGAUUUUCCUCUAUCAUGCAUUUGUUCCAUUUAUUCCAAAUGGAAGGUGUGCGAAUGAAGUGAAGCCAUUAAAAUUGUACAUGCUCGGCCACAAAGAAGAUUUAGCCGUAGAAGAUUUACCCAAAGAUAUUUAUCGAGCCUUUUCUCAUGGGACCCCGUUCGGUAUGGUACGCGCAGUUAUGAGAGAACUCGCUUAUAGAUCAGAGUUAAUCAAAAGCAAAUCAUUGAUUAACGACAUAGAGGUUUAUUUGCAUGAUUGCAUCAUGUCUGCUUUUAGAACUUGGAUUCCGUCUUUUGAUAGAUCGAUUGUCAUACAAGAAGUACCAACGUUUUCCGAGAUCGAUGAAGCCAUCAAUGAAAUUCCGAGCGAUCACGAGUUCGACAAUCUCAGGCUUCUUAUGCAAUGCCAAGAUACACAAGUAUUGAUCUUGGAAAAAAAUCUAAUGCCGAGAGACACGCCGAAACAGUUGCUUCUGAAGAUGAUGGAGCUGGUCGAAAAGAGAGAUAUCAGCGAAGCGAUGCGACAGAGUAUCAAGACCUUGAAGCCACAUCUCGUGAACGAGAUUCACAAGGAACAAGUGGAACACGCGAUGAAGCAGAUGCGUGACUAUAGGUAUCACGCGAGCAAACUGCAAACCAUUCGGAAGUAUUUCACGCUAUGGGGAUUUCAGCUUUUAUACGGAAAUGAUUUCGACAUAAAAUACUCCACUUAUAAGAGUAUGCUGUUUGCGAUGAAUGAUUUAAUGUUGAACCUCACGAUUAGUCGACCAACUGAUUUUGCACCUGAGUACCACACGGAAUCAAAAUAUUUAAAUCGUACUCUGCACAACGAGAUGAAGAUCGAGCGCAUGAUAAAUGAGAGAACGAUAAAUGAUAUUGAUCUGCAUUCGCUCUUGUUCGCGUUACCGAAGACGACGGACGAGGGUAUCAUUCGCGGUAUCAUCAAAUUCUUCUCCAUUCCUGACUUGCUGCGUAAACUGAAGUUACCGAAAGACCCGUUCGAGUACGUGACCAAGGGUCGACUUUUACAAGCCAUCCUGGACCUGGGCCAGGAGCUGGAAAGCGUGCAGCAAGAUCCCGUGCAGCAAGAGGCUCUGGGGUACUUUCGAGAUAAAAUAACCACCAUCGACGGUCUCGACGCGCCAAUCGAACUGAAGAAGCACGCGAAGGAUUCCAACGUAAACGUGGACAUGUACGGCGUGAUGCGGGCUCUCGAUUACUCGAAGAUAAACGAAACCGACGCGGUGAAAGUGGCGAUGUUUUUCGAGCGUAAGUAUAACAAUUUGGUGCACGCCGCGGGCUUCGAUCACAUGACCUACACGACGAGGGGUGCGUAUUUGAAGGCACUGUUCGAGCAUCUCAUCAAAGUACCUCAGGUGCCUGAUGACGUCAAGCAGCAUAUUACGUCAUUACUACCGGCGGUGAGACUGGACGGUCCGGGAGACGAAAGCGUCGACCUGAACGCCGACAUCGUUCACGAGGAGAUGCCGAGUAUGAGGUUUGGAGAAUUUUUAGAUACCAAAUCUCUCACGCCAGUCGCUCGCUUUGAAACAUCGGACACCUUCCAAGAAAAUAAAGAGUCGCUGAAAUCCGCCAUCGACGAUUUACUCCUGACCAUAUCCUUGGCUGAAGAGGAACAUCUCGAUAAAAUUAGCGGACAGUCCAACGUCUACAAGGAUAAAACUCGCGUUGUCAUCGAAGUUCCUCAGCACAUUCAUCUCCACGACACUCGAAGAAACUUGAAUCCCAUAAACUUGCGAAUGCAAGACACGAAUAAUUUCAAUAAGAUAAUAUCAAUAAAGAUAAAAAAUCUCGCAGAAACAAAAAAAACGAUCGGUCAAGAGACGUGAAUCGUCAGGCAGC